Elephantulus edwardii (Cape elephant shrew) is the source of this 1464-nucleotide messenger RNA. Its product is annotated as myosin-4-like. Gene Ontology annotation, cellular component: myosin complex. NCBI's taxonomy places the organism in Eukaryota, Metazoa, Chordata, Mammalia, Macroscelidea, Macroscelididae. The annotation marks the transcript as partial. The transcript is spliced from 11 exons. The record is from RefSeq and is a predicted model, not a curated record. Gene Ontology annotation, molecular function: cytoskeletal motor activity; ATP binding; protein binding.
GCUGGCACCGUGGACUACAACAUCGCCGGGUGGCUUGACAAGAACAAGGACCCCCUGAAUGAGACCGUGGUGGGGCUCUACCAGAAGUCUGGACUGAAGACUCUGGCUUUCCUGUUCUCCGGAGGACCAAGUGCUGAAGCAGAGGCUGGUGGUGGUGGAAAGAAAGGUGGCAAGAAGAAGGGUUCUUCCUUCCAGACCGUAUCUGCUCUUUUCAGGGAGAAUUUAAAUAAGCUGAUGACCAACUUGAGGAGUACUCACCCCCACUUUGUACGCUGCCUCAUUCCCAAUGAAACUAAAACUCCUGGUGCCAUGGAGCAUGAACUGGUGCUACACCAGCUGAGGUGUAACGGUGUGCUUGAAGGCAUCCGCAUCUGUAGGAAAGGGUUCCCCAGCAGGAUCCUUUAUGCAGACUUCAAACAGAGAUACAAGGUUCUAAAUGCAAGCGCUAUCCCAGAGGGUCAGUUCAUUGACAGCAAGAAAGCUUCUGAGAAGCUUCUAGGGUCUAUUGACAUUGACCACACCCAGUACAAAUUUGGUCACACCAAGGUGUUCUUUAAAGCUGGUCUUCUGGGAACUCUAGAGGAAAUGCGAGAUGAAAAGCUGGCUCAACUCAUCACACGCACACAAGCCAUGUGCAGAGGAUACCUGAUGAGAGUGGAGUUCAAGAAGAUGAUGGAGAGGAGAGAAUCCAUCUUCUGCAUUCAGUACAACGUCCGUGCCUUCAUGAAUGUGAAGCACUGGCCCUGGAUGAAGCUGUAUUUCAAGAUCAAGCCUCUGCUCAAGAGUGCGGAGACUGAGAAGGAGAUGGCCAACAUGAAGGAAGAUUUUGAGAAGACCAAAGAAGAGCUGGCUAAGUCAGAGGCAAAAAGAAAAGAGCUGGAAGAAAAAAUGUUAACCGAAAGGGCAGAGGAUGAGGAAGAGAUCAAUGCUGAGCUGACGGCCAAGAAGAGGAAGCUGGAGGAUGAAUGCUCAGAGCUGAAGAAAGAUAUUGAUGACCUUGAGCUGACACUGGCCAAGGUUGAAAAGGAGAAGCAUGCCACAGAGAACAAGGUGAAAAACCUCACAGAGGAGAUGGCAGGCCUGGAUGAAAACAUCGCAAAGCUGACCAAAGAGAAGAAAGCCCUGCAGGAGGCCCACCAGCAGACGCUGGAUGACCUGCAGGCGGAGGAGGACAAAGUGAACACCCUGACCAAGGCCAAAACCAAGCUGGAGCAACAAGUGGACGAUCUUGAAGGGUCUCUGGAACAAGAAAAGAAACUUCGCAUGGACUUAGAAAGAGCCAAGAGAAAAUUGGAAGGUGACCUAAAGUUGGCCCAAGAAUCCACAAUGGACAUAGAAAAUGACAAGCAGCAACUUGAUGAGAAACUCAAAAAGAAAGAGUUUGAAAUGAGCAAUCUGCAAAGCAAGAUUGAGGACGAACAGGCCCUUGGUAUGCAGCUGCAGAAAAAGAUCAAGGAGUUACAG